Oncorhynchus tshawytscha (Chinook salmon) is the source of this 1655-nucleotide messenger RNA. Its product is annotated as interferon-induced protein 44. The transcript is spliced from 6 exons. Bases 678 to 1310 code for a protein of 210 amino acids. Lineage: Eukaryota; Metazoa; Chordata; Actinopteri; Salmoniformes; Salmonidae. The record is from RefSeq and is a predicted model, not a curated record.
AGAAUGUUUAUAUGUAUGCAGGGGUUUAAUCACCAUUUUGUACUUGAUGGUGAUGUUCCCAAAAUGUUAACUUUUUCAUAAAAAAUUGUUCCAGAAAUGUAUUAAACUUCCAUUGAAAUACAUUUUAAAAAUCAAAUCAGUGAUUAAAGGGUUGACACUUCUUACCUUACCUGGGCUGCUUUCAACUGACCCAGAAAGAGCCCCCAAAAACAUCAGCUACGAUACUGUUUCAUACUGUACACAGGCAUAAAACUUCUAAAGGUAAAAAAGGUUUUCCUUUGAGUUUGAGGACAUUGUAAUGCUUCACAGAGCCUCAAGGAAGAAGGCUAAAUGGUUUUGUAACAUAGCUAAGGGAACUUUCAGAAUCUAUAGAACGGGUACAUGGAGUAAUUUUGGGGAGUAUCAUGCCUUUUGAAUUUCAGUUCUGAGGAGAGUUUUGCUUUUAAAUAUUUAGUCCAGGGGAGGGUCAUGUAAUUUGAAAUGGAUGACAUUUCAAUAUUUAAUGAAAAAUAUUUAGUGAGAAGUUCUUUAUCAGAAUAUAUACUGACUCUUUUGUUUAACAGCAUUUAGCAAUGAAUGGAGACGCACACCUUGGGAUCAGAAAGAGGAAAUGCUGCAGAAACUGAAAGACUAUGUGCCUGGAAACCCUCAGGUGAAGACUAUCAGAAUCCUCCUCCAUGGACCAGCUGGAGCGGUAUGAAACCCACAAAAUUGUGAAAGAAAAACCUGGAACCUACUACCCCUUCCUCUUCUAUGAUGUCAUGGGGCUGGAGAAUGGUAUUGACAAAGGAGUUUAUGAUGCGGACAUUGUCAAGGCCCUGAAGGGGCAUGUAAAAGAGGGUUACAUGUUUAAUCCUGCAUCACCUUUAGAAGAGGAGAAUGAGUACUAUGCCAAGGCCCCCACUCCAUCUGACACAGUUCACUGCCUAGUUAGUGCAAUACCAGCUGAUAAACUACCUAUGAUGAAGACCAACAAGAAUGACGAGGCGGAUGAUAUCUUCAAGAAGAUGAGAACCAUCAGACUCGCUGCAAGUUGUAUAGGGAUUCCCCAAAUGGUUAUUCUCACCAAAGUGGAUUUAGCCUGUCCAUUGGUGAGGGAAGACCUGAAAAAGGUCUAUUGGAGCAAGUAUAUAAAGGAGAAGAUGGAGCAGUGUAGUAAUGAACUGGGGGUACCAGUGAACUGCAUCCUGCCUGUGAAGAACUACCACGAGGAAAUCGACUUGGAUGAUGACAUGGAUGUGCUGCUAUUGAGAGCACUGAGGCAGAUGGUAGACUUUGCAGAGGGCUUCAAGCUAUCACAAGCUGACUGAUGGAUGUACAGUACUCGAUCUACAGCGUGUCACUGUAUAAUACCUCCAUCUAAAGAAGCCCUGUUCACACCUGGUAUUUACACCUGACUUCUGUGAUCCAAUCACCAUGAUCAGAUUACUCUCCAACUAUGGUCCAGUGCGUCCACAAAAGGGUUGGCAUCAUUUCUGAUUUCUAACUGAAAAUACAUUUUGAAUUUCAUUCAAAUCUUGAGUUUGAAUUAUAAUUGUCUGUACUGUAUAAUCAACUGCUUCCCAAUCUGCUUAUCUAUGUCCCUCUACUCUGGGAAUGGUCUGUCAAAGUCUGUCAUUGUUGGUAGGACAUUCAUUAAACAAUAGUGUCACGUU